ACUGGGUCAGCCAUCGACAUAAUCAAUUCAAGAUGGCUCCUGUUAUGAUCGAAGAAAACACGAAAAUCGUUGUGUAGAAAGUGGAAAAGCUUGGUGAAAAGUUGAGAAACCCAGAUAUCAGUACAGUAUGACGGGCAAGGCAGAAGGAAUACCCAAACCGGACAGUUUUCGGUUGCAAGCAGCUUCCGAUUUUUCUACUCGUAUGGACGACAUCUUCGGAUCGCUGAACCAGCUUGAGGCGAAGCACCAAGCCUGGGAACAUUCUUCACAUUCGGACAACGAGAAGCUGUUCAAAAGCGAUCCGGAUGCACCUGCCUCUCACGAUCGAAAGCGAGAUGAAUUUAAGAUACCGUCCACUCAGUGGCUUCCGCCAAACAAAAGGAAUUACUCGGGCGGCCCGCGUAGCUUUGUGAAAAGGAGUAGAACUCCCGAUUACCAAGUCCACCCAGAGAAGUGGACCAAAUACAGUUUGGAGGGCGUUUCCGACGCCGAUAUGUCGGAAGCCAGUAACAAGGCAGCUGCUCUAGACUUUCUCAGGCAGCGUCGCGAACAACAAUCGGAAGAGAGUACAUUGGACGAAGACGUGCCAGCGGAUCGACCUGUGAUCUUUCAGCGACGCAGACUGAGCGCUACUGACGAUUAUGAAGCGGACGACAAAUCGCAAAGCGGUACAACAAGCACGGUUGCGCCAUCCGGCAAAUUGAUCAUGCCGGAAUGCGUUGUUGGGGCCAAAGCAACAACUAAGAGAGUUAAGAAGGACGUUUCAUGUCGUCCAAAGGCGGAUGCCGUGAAGUUAGAUUACCUACUGGAUGAUGAGGAUAACGAUGAUGAGGACGAAGUGGAGGAUGACGAACCAAUAGGGAUGCAACAGAAUGUUGAUGUAAAGUUGCCUGCCUGUAAAGUUCCUAGAAAGAAGGCAAGAUAUGAUGAUGUUGAAGAUGAUGAGGCUCUAGAGGCAAAAGAAGAGCCUGAUGUUGCAGAGACAUCGUCAUCUCAAAAGCGGAGAAUUCGUUCCCUGCGGAUUGCCAACAAAGAUGACGAUUAAACGAAGGUCUAUGUUGUACAUUACGUAAGCGUGUUGUGUAAAGAAAACGUACUCAGUAAACAUAUACCAUGUGAA
Molecule: messenger RNA, 1120 nt
Organism: Ornithodoros turicata
Lineage: Eukaryota; Metazoa; Arthropoda; Arachnida; Ixodida; Argasidae
Exons: 1
Coding region: 128-1045 (305 amino acids)
Source: RefSeq, a predicted model, not a curated record